Molecule: messenger RNA, 3209 nt
Organism: Scomber japonicus (chub mackerel)
Lineage: Eukaryota; Metazoa; Chordata; Actinopteri; Scombriformes; Scombridae
Gene: pld7
Product: phospholipase D family, member 7
Molecular function (GO): catalytic activity
Source: RefSeq, a predicted model, not a curated record
AUGUUUGUUUUAAUAGACUUUUGUCUUCUGCAGGACCUCAAGUACUGUAGUGUUGUGCUGGACCGGCUCACAGACGACAAGGCUGCAAAAAAAGAGCUCGAGGAGAGAGAAGACAUGAACCGCAAAGGUGGGAAACCUGUGUCUCGAAUCCCUACUUUUCAUAGCCGACGUUCCGGGGCAAGCCAGAACAUCCAAACUCCCCGAUGUCAGAGAAAAAGACUUCCUCAGCCGUCGCUCCGCACCCCCAAAAUCGGCUUUGAAGCCUCCUCUUUGUUCAGUGGCACAGAUCAACCCGCUGCAACGGCCCCCACCUCCCUGAUUACUACACCCAAGACCUGGAGUUUACCUGAAUCCGUGCAGCUGCCUCCUAUGACUGUAAGCCCCCGGCCCGCCAUCAGACAUGAGCACGGGGAGCAGCAACAUCUGCCAGAGCAAGACGAGAGCAAAAACUCGGUAAUAGAAGCCGACAUCGUGGUUGACGCCCCCGUAAGUCACCUCCCACUUGAGGACUUAAUCAUCCAGAAGUCACAGGAAGCUGACGUCGAGGUGAAAAGCAAGAUGACCCUCGCCGCCUCUGGAGACACGGCGGAGUCCCAGCCUUCAGAGGUCACUCACAUAGCCGGGGUCGGCCGGGUGGAGGCGAUCAAAGAUGAAGAACCGCCGUGGGAAAAGGAACCGGCGAGCGCUCUCGAGUUUAAGGACAGUAGGUCCUCAUCGGAAGUCGAAUGUGAGGACGAUUUGACGGUUGAAAGGUCAAAGGGCAACGGUUCAGGGAAGGUGAAGGAACAUUACGAGCCAUACGUAUGCCAGUCUGAGCUCCGAGAUGCUGCAGAGAAACAAGCCAACAUGAAAGAAUCAGCUUUUCCUAAAGAGGAGCCUGUUAAAGCUAAAUCCACCAAAUCAACAAAGAGUUCAGGAUGCUCCAGUUUUUCCCUCUUCUGCUUCCUCCCCACCAUCUUGCUGCUUCUGGGGGGGUUCGGUCAGCAUGUUUGGCACUACGGGCUGCCUUUGUCUGUGGUCCAGCUCACUGCUCAGCUGGAGCUGCACUGGCUGGAGGGCUUCGGCUUAGCACAGGAGACUUGUAGCAUCGAUUGUCGAGUGCAUCUGGUGGAGAGCAUCCCAGAGGGCCUGUACCCAUCUACACCCUCAACCCGACGGAGCAUCGCAGACAGCUGGGUCCGUCUGCUCGACAAGGCCAGCAGCUCGGUCGACAUUGCCGCUUUCUACUUGACACUGCGGGCCAGCGAUUUGGAGAAUGCAGAUUCCACAGACACUCAGGGAAGAAAGGUCUUUAGGAAACUGAAGCAACUUGAAUCCAAAGGUGUGAAACUGCAGGUCGCCGUUAACGCCCCCCAAACCUCGACUAAAGACACAGCUGAACUGACUGCAGCAGGUGCAGAGGUCAGAGAGGUGGACCUGAUGGCUGUGACUGGAGGCAUUGUCCACACCAAGCUGUGGGUGGUUGAUCAAAAGCACCUCUACUUAGGUAGCGCUAACAUGGACUGGCGCUCUUUGAGUCAGGUGAAGGAGGUCGGCCUGUCAGUGGAGGACUGCAGCUGUCUGGCUCAGGACGCCUUUCGGAUCUUCGGGGUUUACUGGAGCAUCAGCGGCUCGAACAGUUCCCUGCCUCCGUACUGGCCCGCUCGCCUCUCUGCUCUAACCAGCGCCCAGAAUCCUCUGCAUCUGAAGUUCAACGGAGUGCCGGCCCAAGUCUACUUGUCUAGCUCCCCUCCACAGAUCUCAGCACGAGGACGCUCAGACGACCUCACCACCAUCCUGUCAGUCAUCGACGAUGCUCAGAAGUUCAUUUACAUCUCUGUCAUGGACUACCUUCCUCUGUCUGAGUUCACUAAACCACUCAGGUUCUGGCCUGCCAUCGACUCGGCCCUGCGUGGCGCUGCCUGCACCAGAGGAGUGCAGGUCAGACUGCUAGUCAGCUGCUGGGAACACUCCCCUGGCUCCAUGUUCACCUUCCUGCAGUCUCUGAUGGUGCUCAACAGGCAUCCACUGAAAUGUGACAUUGAAGUGAAAAUCUUUACAGUGCCUUCAACACCAGAGCAGAAGAAGAUCCCCUAUGCACGAGUCAAUCAUGCCAAGUACAUGGUUACAGACAGAGCACUCUACAUCGGGACGUCCAACUGGUCGGAGAACUACUUCACACAGACUGCUGGAGUGGGUUUGGUGGUGAAUCAGACAGGCUCUGUGGUCGGACAAGGCCAGCAGACUGUGCAGAGCCAAGCAGAGGAGCUCUUCCUCAGAGACUGGAGGUCCAGUUACUCCAGAAACGUCCCCCUCGACGAUGUGGAUGUCUGCCCUCGUGGCUCACACUGAUGGUUUGCUGUUUAAUAAAGCUUUAGUAUUGCAGAACAGCAUCUCGCUUGCUCUCGCCAUUGAACUUAUUUUACUUAUGCAAAAUCAGCUUGCUGUACUGCGUGAAACAACGCAUCUAAUUUUAUUGCGGUUUCUCGACUGCGGCUGCAAAUCUUCUGUAUAUAAUUGCGUUUUUAUAUUUCGUUUCAAAACAUGCUUUUUUUUUUUAUACUCUGUAUUGUUCAACUUUCUUACACAAGGGUUGAAGCGCAAGUGAAAUCGCAUUGUACAAUUUAUUUUUAUGCCUGGAGCAUUUUGUAUAUUUUCCUUUAAAAAAAAAUGUUGGUGUCAAGCUUUAAAAAAAAUCUCAUGCAGGAAAUUCAACAUUUCCAAAGAGGUGUUUACACCACGGCCAUGUUUACACUGCUGAAGCCUUCAGCUCUUAAUGUUCAUGUGUAAUAAAAGCACUCAAUGUAACGUCAGCCCAUCACUACUGCUAGAUUCUUGUAAAUACUUUCAAUUUUAUGUUCGUAAUUGAUGGCUGACUAAUGAAUCAAAUUUGAGUGUACCACUAUGGAAGAAAAAAAACUCAUUGUGUCCUCAGUUGAUGGUGAGUGUGCUUUAUUUUGCUGAUUGAUUAUUGUUGUACUGUUCUCAUAAUUACUGAUUGUGCCUGCGGUGUCGCCUCAAUCAUUCCAUUACCAGAGUUAUCUGUUGUAUGCUUGACAUCAGACAUCAGUGGAUGUUUCUGUUCAAACUGUUGGGACUGUUGGACAAAGGGACCUAUCGGCUCUGAAUGAAACUGAAGGUUUUCAGUUGAUCCCUCACAAACAGAGCUGUUUACUGAACUGAUAAUGUAUGUUUCACCAUGAAUAAAGUCUGCUCCUUUGUUGAUGAUG